UUUUUCUUUUUUUUUUAAUCCAAACGCCCCCUAAAAUAGGAGGUUAUCGUGUUCCAGCUCCCACUCUGUAAACUCGACACUGGAACUAGUUCCUUGUAAGCCAAACCCUGAUAUCCACUGAAUAACCAUGUCGAAAGAACUCCCAAAAGAUGUAAUCAUCGACAUCCUUUCGCGUGUUCCCAUCAGAUACAUCCUCCGUUUCAAAUCCGUCUCUAAAUCAUGGUACGCCCUUUUCAAAAACCCUAAAUUCAUAACCAAACAUUUCGAAAAUCAAGCCACAAGCUCCGAUGUCACUGCCCUGGAUGCAUCUUUCCUUUUUACCCCUCACAAGUCGUCGUCUCCCCCUACCGCCGCCGCUAAUCGUAACGUUGGAUUGAUCCUAUCGAACUCUGAAAAACCAAUCAAAAUUCCCAUUGAGAUCGACAUCCCGUUUCUCAGCAUCUCAAAACCCUUACGGGUCUGUGGCAGUUGUAAUGGUUUAAUCUGUUUGAGCAUUUUGCCGAUUGCAUCGAUUAUCUUGUUAUGGAAUCCUGCUACUAGGGUUUUCAAAGACCUCCCUGUAUCCCCAAUUGAUCGACCCCAAGCUGGUCCGAUUAAGGUCGUAUUAGGUUUUGCGUUUGAUGAUGUGACGAACGAUUAUAAGGUGUUGAGGAUUGUGUAUUACGGUUACCCAUUGAAUCAAGUGGAAAUGUACUCGUUGAAUACAAAUACGUGGAAGGAGAUUAAGACUCGUGUGCAGUUCUUGAUCUUUGAGUCAUCGUGUAGUGUGUUCUUGAAGGGUAGGUUUCAUUGGACAGCUAUAGGGUUCGAGGAGAUGCAUGGGAAGAAGCUGAUUGUGUGUUUUGAUUUCCGUGAAGAGGCUUUUCACUAUAUCAUGCCCCCUGAGUUCGAUUUUGGUGGAUGGGAUGCUGAAGGUGAAGAUUCAAGUAUGUCUAAAGUCAGUUGGACUGCUGUAGCUUUUAAGGAUUCAUUAGCAGUGAUUGGUUCAGCUGGGAAUGGAUCUGGGAAGAGGUUUGAGGUGUGGGUGAUGAAAGAAUAUGGGGUGGUUUCCUCAUGGACAAAGUAUAGGUCUUUUGAACUUCAAACCAAAGUUGGGAGGCCAUUGGGGUGUGGAUUGAAAGGUGAGUUUUUGUUGGAGAAGGAUAAUAAUCAGUUGGUUUUAUAUGAUUCAGAUUCUCAGAGGAUCAAGAAUUUGGGGAAUCAUGGAGUUGCUUAUUGGUCUGAUGUGUUUAAUUAUGUUGGAAGUUUACUUCCUAUCAAUGGAGGCAAGGUUGCUCAAAGGACCAAUUUAUCAUCUGUGGUUCCUGACAUCUUCUUUGUUCGAAAGAUGGACCUUACAAUCGAGUAAUUUUCUCUGCUAAUCUUUAUCUUUGACUUAAUGUUGCUUAAUUAGAUUACUAUCUAUCAUACCCUGUUGUAGUUGUUGAAACUUAUUUCAUAUCAGUAUGUUGUUUUCAAUCCAUGUUAUAGAUAUAUGUGGUGUUAUCUAUCA
Molecule: messenger RNA, 1492 nt
Organism: Lactuca sativa (garden lettuce)
Lineage: Eukaryota; Viridiplantae; Streptophyta; Magnoliopsida; Asterales; Asteraceae
Product: F-box protein At3g07870
Molecular function (GO): protein binding
Source: RefSeq, a predicted model, not a curated record